Molecule: messenger RNA, 1111 nt
Organism: Venturia canescens
Lineage: Eukaryota; Metazoa; Arthropoda; Insecta; Hymenoptera; Ichneumonidae
Product: caltractin
Exons: 2
Coding region: 380-892 (170 amino acids)
Biological process (GO): mitotic cell cycle; centriole replication
Cellular component (GO): centrosome; centriole
Molecular function (GO): calcium ion binding
Source: RefSeq, a predicted model, not a curated record
AGACCUAUUACUUUCUUAAGUUUACCGCGCCUGCAGUGAUGAACAAGUGAACUAAAACCGAAAAUAACGUGUGUUUACUGUAUUUUCAUUUUUUUUUUGGAACAUACGAAACUAGCGCGGAUGCUAUGGGGAUAUGGGGAAACAUCAUAAUAAUUGUCAUGACAAAAAACACUCGGACUUGUUAUAUCGAUCAAACUAAUUGCUGGCUCAAGUUACCAACACUUCUGUUGAACGUAUCUCGUUUAUAAUUUUGGAAGCAAGUAUACAUAUCAGAUAAAUACAGGAAAAACUAGUUUCUAUUUUGACAGUAUCAGUCAUAUUCACGAUUCCGAAGUCUGUUCCUUCGAAUUAUAAAAUAAAGAAAGCUGUCUUAUGAAAAAUGGCCUCCACUGCCAAAAAACAAGCAAGUACAGGAGCUAGAAAAAAAGCUGCCCCUAAAUUUGAAUUAUCAGACGAACAAAAAGCAGAUAUAAAAGAAGCUUUCGAUCUUUUUGAUCCUGAUGGAACUGGGAAGAUAGCAACAAAGGAGCUCAAAGUAGCAAUUAGAGCAUUGGGAUUUGAGCCUAAGAAGGAAGAAAUAAAAAAGUUAAUCGCAGACGUUGAUCCUGAUGGUCUUGGGAAACUGUCUUUUGAGGAAUUCUUGAAUGUGAUGUCUGUCAAAAUGUCUGAAAAAGAUUCCAAAGAAGAAAUUUUGAAGGCAUUUCGUUUGUUCGACGACGACGACACAGGAAAAAUAUCAUUCAAAAACUUGAAAAGAGUGGCACGUGAAUUAGGUGAGAAUUUGACAGAUGAGGAACUUCAAGAAAUGAUAGACGAAGCUGACAGAGAUGGAGAUGGUGAAAUAUCCCAAGAAGAGUUUUUGCGAAUCAUGAAAAAAACUUGUCUCUAUUAAUUCAUGGUAAGAUUCUAUCGACUGAUUAACGAUGUCAAAUACUUUUGAAGCAUCGACGUAACUCAUUGCGUGCAACUCUGUUCCUGAAGAAACAAAAACAAUUAUUUAUUAACAAUCAAAUGCAACAAAGUCUGUCCUCUUAACUUCUAAGAUCAAACUUGUUCAAUUUUCCAUGUUUAAGCGUCCUCCAAGUAUUGAAUAAAUAAGUUUUGUCAUAAA